Molecule: messenger RNA, 2679 nt
Organism: Rhopilema esculentum
Lineage: Eukaryota; Metazoa; Cnidaria; Scyphozoa; Rhizostomeae; Rhizostomatidae
Product: sodium/hydrogen exchanger 9B2
Biological process (GO): proton transmembrane transport
Cellular component (GO): membrane
Molecular function (GO): antiporter activity
Source: RefSeq, a predicted model, not a curated record
CUGCGCAAAACAACGCCCCUGGAAUCAACUGAUCCUUGAUGGAGGACAAAGUACCCGGGACUGGGAUAUUUUAGAGAGAAUAAUGAUGUUUUCGGAGGCAGAGGCGGGUAGGAUUUGCAGCAGUUUGCCAAAUGAGCAAAGCCCAUUAACUUGUAAUAAUGCUGAAGAUGAAAGUAGUCACAUUGAGAUGAUAUUUGUGAGCAAACGGCCCAGUGAUAAUGAUGACCGAGGGAUCGAAUGUAUGGAGAUCUGUAAGGAAAAUGAGCAGCUGGAUGACGAAGUACUGAGGGACCAAGAGGGAACGACAGUUGGAAAGCACUGCAAAAGAUGCCACGUACCAACUUGUCUAAAACCUUGCCUCCCACCUCGUGGACUUUUUGCUUAUUACUUAACAAGAGGACUGAUAUGUUUUAUUGCUUGGGCUACGAUGUGGGCUGUAUUAGGAGACGAGGCCUUGCCAGGACAUAACUUGUUUUCACUCUUUAUCUUGCUAGUUUUUGCAUCUUUAGCUGGAUUUUUCGUUAGUAAAAUACCUUUUGUAACGUUCCCACCUCUUCUUGGCAUGCUAAUUGCAGGAUUUUUGCUCAGAAACGUGCCUGGAAUUUCUGUUGCCAAAAGCAUUAAUAAACAAUGGUCUGCACACUUGAGGAACGUUGCUCUUGUUGUAAUCCUGUUACGAUCUGGACUGGGCCUAGACAUCAAGGCCUUAAAACGAUUGAAAUGUACUGUGUUAAGGUUGGCAUUCUGCCCGUGUUUAGUAGAAGCCCUCACUGUUGGCAUUAUUUCACACUUCCUGCUUGGGAUGCCAUGGCUAUGGGCAUUAAUGCUUGGUUUCAUUUUAGGUGCUGUUUCACCAGCUGUUGUAGUACCUUCAAUGCUAAAUCUUCAGUUGGUUGGUUAUGGUACAAAAGAGGGCAUACCUACCCUGGUUAUGGCUGCAUCCUCUUGUGAUGAUGUCCUAGCAAUUAGCCUUUUCAGUGUCUUCCUUGGUAUAGCAUUUUCACAAGGUAACUUGAUCUUCAACAUUUUCAGAGGGCCAUUAGAGUUAUGCCUUGGAAUGGUAAUGGGCUUGGUUGUGGGUGUUCUUCUUUGGUAUUUACCAAACAAGGCAUCGAGACAUGCAGUGAAAAACAGGUCAGUUUUGCUUGUGGCAUUUGGUCUUCUUUCCCUUUUUGGUAGUAACCGGGCAGAACUCUCAGGGGCUGGAGCACUUGGAGUUCUCACACUGGGGGCAGCAGCUGGUGCUGGGUGGAAGGAAGAAGGAAAGAGACCCAUUGAGAAUGUUCUAGCAAUCCUUUGGACGUUUUUCCAGCCAUUGCUCUUUGGCCUAAUUGGUGCUGAAGUCAGCCUUGAAUACCUAAAUGAGAAACUUGUUGGUCGUGGCCUAGCAACUCUUGCUGUGGGUCUUUUGCUACGAAUUGUGGUAACAUAUGGUGUGGUUUUUGGAAACAAGUUAAGUGUCAAAGAGAAGGUUUUUAUUGCUCUUUCAUGGCUGCCAAAAGCAACUGUCCAGGCCGCCAUUGGGUCUAUCCCGUUGGACACUGCACGGGAGCGAGGAUAUGCAGGUCAGUUUCAAGAAGAGGUCGGCAUACAAAUUGUUACUAUUGCUGUUCUAGUCAUCUUGAUAACAGCCCCCAUAGGAGCUAUAGCAAUCGCCAUUGGUGGGCCCAAAUUGCUAAAGAAAGAGCGAAAAUCUCUGUUAUUGAAUGAAGAAGAUCAUGAUUAUAACACAAAGGGAAAUAUCUUUGGAUUAAAUUGUUUCUCAAAAUAAAGCAAUGAAUAUGAGGAUAUAUGUAAACGACACUGAUUUGUAUCAUCCCGACAGCGGAAAAAAGAAAUUCGUUUACACUAUUUUAAAGCACUCUCUAAUUCAAGGUUUGACUGAUAUUAAUCUGACCGGGGGUACUCCUCGAGAGCUGUUAGAACCAAGGAUCGAGAUACCAGGGGGCCGAACUCAAGUACUUAAUUAUUAAAAACUCAACUAGAAUAAAUAAAAUACUUUUAUUUGGUAAAAUAUAGCUGUUGUUACACUUAUUUAUCAGGGCUGCCCCCUUCCCUAAUUAAAAAGUUGUAUCUUGGUCUUUGGUUGGAAUACCUUUCAUUGACAAAUUGCUAUACUUGGUCAUCGAAAUGUAUUUCCCAACGAACUCAUAUUUUUUUAUAUGAAAUCUGUUAACAUGAAACAUAUUAUUCUCAUCAAGAUGUUAUCGAUGCUCAAUCAAUGCUUUUAGAUUAGAAUGAAGUUUGAUACUUCUAACACUUCAUAGUGAUGUAGAGGGUACAGCUAAAUACGUCGAGUUAUGAUUUAAUUGCUGCGAUACUAUUGGUAGACCUAGGAUAGAUAACAUGUUACCUCGCACUGAUUCUCAAAACAGGCCCUGUAAACAAUCAGUUGUAAGUAUGGCUUCUGAGAUCACGUGAACGUAUGUUUAUCAGACAGUCAGCACAUGACCCCUUGCAGAGGGCUCCUAUUUCCCAUGAAUCGAUGUUUUCCCAAUGAAAUAGGAAAGAUCCACAUGUUCUGCAUGUCCAAUCAAGCCCAAUGUGUAUUUUUACGAGCACUUGUAAAUUAUUCUAUGUAUAGAUACCAAGCAUAAAUUCCAGCAGUUGAUUUGUAAAUAAAAUAAGCUGUUAUAUCAAAUCCUUUGAUUUAAUGGCUGUCUCUCUCUCUCUCUCUCU